AUGCGCGGACACCAGCUCUUCUUCUGCACCGGAGACCCGGACCGAACCCAGACGAGACCUGAACCCAGACGAGACCGGAACCCAGCCGAGACCGGAACCCAGCCGAGACCCGGAACCCAGACGAGACCGGAACCCAGCCGAGACCGGAACCCAGCCGAGACCCGGAACCCAGCCGAGACCCGGAACCCAGGUGAGAACUCCAACACGCACGCACUCAUCUCUCGGGAGAAGAAUGACGAGGCGGCGGAAGUCGCAGGUGGCGAGAUGGGGAACGGUUCGAUGAAAUCGAAGCGUUACAAACACACGGACGUCUCCGCCAACGCCGCCAACGCCGCCAACGCCGCCAACGCCGCCAACGCCUCCAACAGCCGAGCCCACAAAGACCAGAGCUUCAAAAACUCGUCCCUGGACUCCCUGAGGGCCCGGGUGGACGAGCUGGAGCGCGAGGGCCAGCGGAGGGACGAGGAGCUCGGUGCCAAAGAGCAGCAGAUCAAAGGCCUCCAGGAGCAGCUGGCCAGGCAGACGCGAUCUCUGGCCGAGCUGAGCGAGGAGCUGCAGGAGAAGUGCGUCCAGCUCAACAAGCUGCAGGACGUGAUGAGGAGCCAGAGCGGCGGCGGCGGGGGCCCGGCGGCCUCGAGGACCCCCUCCAUCAGAGCCGGCGCAGACAGGAGCAACUCGAACCUCAGCGUUCGCGUCAAGGGAAGCCUCAACCGGAGGAAAGGGGCCAAGUCCGGGGUGUCGGCCGAACCCACGUCCAGGACCUACGACUCCAGCGGCCUGCCCAAGUUCUCCUUCGAGAAGGCCCGGGUGUCGAAGGACGCGAGCGUAAAGAAGCUGCUGGCGGACGCCCUGAACAAGAACCAGUACCUGAAGAGGCUGGAGCUGCAGCAGAUCAAGGACAUGGUGGAGUGCAUGUACGAGCGCACCUACCAGCAGGGCGAGUACGUCAUCAAGCAGGGAGAGGCUGGCCACCAUCUGUUUGUCCUGGCAGACGGGAAGCUGGAUGUGUUUCAACACAACAAGCUGCUGGCGUCCAUCACGGUGUGGACCACGUUUGGAGAACUGGCCAUCCUGUACAACUGCACGCGGACCGCGUCCGUGCGAGCGGUGAACAAAGUGAGGACGUGGGCUUUGGACCGGGAGGUGUUUCAGAACAUCAUGAGGAGGACGGCCGAGACGCGGCACGAACAGUACCGCAACUUCCUCCGCAGUGUUUCCCUCUUGGCUUAUCUACCAGAGGACAAGCUAAGCAAAAUAGUGGACUGCCUCGAGGUGGAAUACUAUGACAAGGGAGAGCACAUCAUCCGGGAGGGAGAGGAGGGCAGCACCUUCUACAUCAUCGCACAGGGGAAGGUUAAGGUGACCCAGACCACCGAGGACCACGAGCUGCCGCAGACCAUCAACACGCUGCAUAAGGGGGACUACUUUGGAGAGAAGGCACUCAUAAGUGAUGACGUCAGGUCGGCUAACAUCAUGGCCGACGAGAACGGGGUGGAGUGCCUGGUCAUCGACAGAGAGACCUUCGAUCAGACGGUGGGCACCUUCAACGAGCUGCAGAAGUACCUCCAGGGCUACGUGGCGACGCUCGAUCGCGACGACAAGAAGAGACACGCCAGGAGGUCGGUGUCGCGUCACCAGAGCCAGCCGCUGUCGCCGGACGUCCUCCAUCGGAAGGAGAUGGUGUCGGAGUUUCCUCCGUCCACGCCCUUCGACCACCUGGAGGUCGUCGCUACUCUCGGGGUCGGCGGCUUCGGACGGGUAGAACUGGUGAAGGUGCGCGGCGAGGACGUCACCUUCGCUCUCAAGGUCAUCAAGAAGAAGCACGUCGUGGACAACAGGCAGGAGGAGCACAUCCACUCGGAGAGGAAGAUCCUCGCCGAGGCUCGCUCGCCGUUCGUCGUCAAACUGUAUCGCACCUUCAAGGAUAACAAGUACGUGUACAUGCUGCUGGAGGCCUGUCUGGGCGGAGAGAUCUGGAGUCUGCUCAGAGACCGGGGAAGUUUCGACGAGCCCACCGCCAAGUUCUGCGUCGGUUGCGUCACGGAGGCUUUCGAUUACCUCCAUCGCAAAGGCGUCCUCUACAGAGACCUGAAGCCUGAGAACCUCAUGCUGGAUACCGAGGGAUACAUCAAACUGGUCGACUUUGGCUUCGCCAAGAAAAUCCGAUGCGGCCAGAAGACCUGGACCUUCUGCGGGACGCCGGAGUACGUGGCCCCCGAGAUCAUCCUCAACAAAGGCCACAACUUCAGCGUGGACUUCUGGUCUCUGGGCAUCCUGGUGUUCGAGCUCCUAACCGGCAGUCCUCCGUUCUCCGGGAGCGACCAGAUGAUGACGUACACCUUCAUCUUGAAAGGAAUCGAGAAAAUGGACUUUCCCAAGAAGAUCACCAAGAGGCCCGAGGACCUCAUACGCAAGCUGUGCAGGCGAAAUCCCUCAGAGCGACUGGGCAACCUCAAAAACGGAAUAACUGAUAUCAAGAAGCACAGGUGGUUUAACGGCUUCAACUGGGAGGGCCUGAAGGUCAUGACUUUACCCUCUCCACUGAAAAGAGAGCUUACAGGACCGACAGAUCACAGCUAUUUCGACAGCUACCCUCCGGAUGAGGAAAGUCCACCCGAUGAGCUGUCUGGUUGGGACAUGGACUUCUGA
This is a messenger RNA of Cyclopterus lumpus (lumpfish), 2649 nucleotides long. RefSeq names its product protein kinase cGMP-dependent 2 (gene prkg2). Bases 1 to 2649 code for a protein of 882 amino acids. Gene Ontology annotation, biological process: protein phosphorylation. Lineage: Eukaryota; Metazoa; Chordata; Actinopteri; Perciformes; Cyclopteridae. The record is from RefSeq and is a predicted model, not a curated record. The transcript is spliced from 19 exons. Gene Ontology annotation, molecular function: ATP binding; cGMP-dependent protein kinase activity.